Messenger RNA from Porites lobata, 3776 nucleotides. Lineage: Eukaryota; Metazoa; Cnidaria; Anthozoa; Scleractinia; Poritidae. The record is from the annotation of a GenBank genome assembly.
GUUAUUGCCAGAAUCGUAGAUGGGAGUAAAUUUGAUGAGUUCAAGGCGAUGUACGGAGAUACUCUUGUCACAGGUUAGGUCAAUGUCCCAUGGUAGCCCUAAAGGGUGUUUUUUCGGAUAAUUUUACGGUUCUGUGAAACUUUUUAGGUCAAUGUUGGUUUAGGGGAUGGGUGAAGGGAUAUCCGCUUUUUGUCGUCUAUCGCCCCAUGUAAGGGAAUUUGGAUUCCGGAAUCCGGGAAUUUUUUGCUUGUGGGAUCCGGGAUCCGAGAAAUUUCUCUUGUAAAAUCAGGAAUCCUGGGCUUUGGAAUCCGGAAUCCAAGUUCCACUGGCAAAGACUUUGGAAUCCAGAAUCCAUGCAAUAGUGUCUUGGAUUCUUUUACAUGGGGCGACUUCUAGUCAAGAACAGUUUCAGACAUGGUAGAGAGGUUAAUCACCACAUUUACGGCAAAUGGCAAACUAUUUCUUCCCUUUAGUUGUUUGUUGUCUUGUGUGUAAAUUCAGUCCUCCAUGGCAUCCGUCGAAGGCGUGAAACAUUCAUCGCUACAGCGUUCACAGACAGUCGGCUUUCUGUAAGCUGAAAUGACUUCUGGCUCACCUCCUUAGUGGAGGCGUGUGUGGCCGAGUGGUUAACGCCUCGAACUGCAGAUCUGGAGGUCCGGGGUUCAAGCCUCGCCCGUCGCGUUGUUUCCUUAGACAAGGAACUUUACUCCAAUUUGUCUCUCUUCACCCAGGUGUAUAAAUGGGUAAAGGCGAUAUACUGCUGGGGGGUAACCCUGCGAUGGACUAGCAUCCCGUCCAGGGGGGAGUAGCUUUAUUCAUAGGCUUGCUUCAUAGUACGGAAACCGGAAAUAAGCUUCUGCCGUGUGGGCUUUUGGCUCGUGUGCGACUUUACCUCACCUCCAGCAAUUGUUUUAUGUCUAGCAUAAUAGAAACCGUCAUACUGAAGCAUAUGAUCCCUAACGUAUUUGACAACGGUAGAAAACAGUCAGUUUUUAUUCACGUCACGGGAAAAGGCAAACGUGAAAUGGUGGGAAAAAUUGAUCACGAGGCCAUUCUCUUCCUUUUGUCUUUUGUCUUUUGCCGUUUGCCGUAAAGGCAUUUACAGUACUGUCAGUUUUUUCCCUUUCUUUUCUUUUCUUCCAAAGGUUUUGCUCGCAUUCAUGGCUAUCCCGUGGGAAUCAUUGGCAACAACGGGGUUUUAUUUUCUGAAUCAGCCCUGAAGGGAACACAUUUUAUACAGCUUUGCUGUCAACGUAAAAUACCGCUUCUAUUUUUGCAGAAUAUCACAGGUAAAUAUGACGACCUCCUUGAUCGUGCUUGAAUUCAAGCAGUAUCUAGGUUUUCGCGGACGGACGUCUUUGCUGGCUCUGUUGGCCAGUAGCGUUACGUGCAAUGUAAAUUUUUCAUAACAAAAUGUCGAGUACGAAGGAAAAAACCUUUGCAAUAAUACUGAUGAGGCCAAGAAAUUGUUACAGACACUUCACUUAACAGUGUCGAUGGUCAUAUUUCGUGCUUGGGCACCUGUGAUUUAUUUUUUCAGGUUUUAUGGUUGGUAAAGAUUACGAGGCUGGUGGCAUCGCUAAAAAUGGCGCCAAAAUGGUGACGGCUGUGUCAUGCGCACAAGUUCCCAAGAUUACUGUUAUUAUUGGUGGAAGUUUCGGCGCGGGAAAUUAUGGGAUGAACGGCCGAGCAUACGGGUAAGAAUACAAAUGAGACACAAAGAAAAUGGUGCUUUGUAGUGUAUAAAAUGCAAUGUAUGUACAACCUCGUCCCCAGGCUUUUCCCUUAGAAAAUGGAAGGGGGCGCUGCUACAGUGAUAUGGGCAUCCCCUUCUCAUAUUACCUUAGCGAUUUGGGUUAGCGUUAGGGUUAGGGUUACAGGGGAUGCCCAUAUCACUAGGGUUUUGGGAAUGGGGAUGCCCAUAUCACUGUGACAGCGGCCUCCUAUUUGCCAUUGGAAAAGCCCUGGAUGCGAGGUUGAAUGUAUGAGUAAAGGAAAUUCAAAAUUGUAAUGGUAUAGAGUUGGUUUUGAGCGAUAUUGGCCUCGUUGUUCUCAUGGAAGUCAGCGCAUUUGUGGUUGAUUUAGUUUAUCUGUUUUGUUUGAUUCCUCGAUCUUUGUAACCUACAAGACGUAUAUUAUCAUGUUAUCUCAUUGGUUGAAGCCCCACUGGAGUCAAAACGCGACUUUCUAAUCGAAAAGCCUAGCCUAUAACCAAUUGAAAGUAAUUACAAGAAAACAAACCAAUAAAAUUGAGAACCAAGUUCCUGUCGCGGGCAUCAAGAGCGGGAAUCUGGGAAAACGCGUGCGACCUUUACCUAGUCACAAUUCAUUGCGGAUUGGUUGGCAUUUGAGUAGAAAUUUCUUCAGUGAAAGGGACUUUUUUUUGUUGCCUUUUAGACCUCGGUUUCUAUAUAUGUGGCCUAACGCUCGCAUUUCAGUGAUGGGUGGAGAGCAAGCCGGUACAGUGCUGGCAACUAUCACCAGAGAUCAGAGAGCAAGGGAAGGAAAAGAGGUCUGUAUAUUGAGCGUACAUUAAAUUAGCCAAUUCCUCUUUUCAUGAGAAAAAAAAGAAAAAUCACUAGAAGAUAUUUAUCUUUAGUGGCUUUAUCCAGUAUUUCAUCCUCAGCAGUGAGGACCACCUUGUACAGCACAACAAACAGUACCACAAGAAAGUACUGCUCAGUAGCUUUAGAAUUUCACCCACAGAAUAAUCUUGUUCAGCAUUGUACACUGCACCAAAAUAGACUAUUCUCGAGGUCCUCUAUAUAAUUACUUGAUCAACUGAUGUGCCUCACUUUCGUUGUAUUUCAUUUAUUAUGUUCAUAUGAAAAGACGAGCCCACUGGGCUUUAUAAAGGUCUUUAGUAACUUUAAAAAUCGCGCUUCAGGAUUUCAAGAGGGAAACAACGUUUCUAUAUGAGGAAGUAUUCAUCAAACAGAAGAAAGUAUUCCCCUCUAGAUUCGUCUGCAAGGUUUCUUACCUCUCAUCUAGCUAUUACAGUGUGCAUGUCUUGUUUCAUUUUAUAGCUUACUGUGGAAGAAGAAAAUCAAAUCAAAGAACCUAUAAUAAAGAGAUUUGAAAAAGAAGGCCAUCCAUAUUUUUCAUCCGCAAGGUAGGCUGCCAACUACAAGAGUAGGUUAAGCGAAAUUAGAGUCCUGCGAUACAUUUUUCACAUUUCAGUUACGCACAUCAGGAUCAACGUGAAAUAAAUUGAAGAUGUUCAAUGGCUGUGCGGAGAUACGGAAUUUCUUUUUGAUUGUUAUCAUGAGUGAGCGCAGCAAACGAGUAAACCCAUUUUCAACACGAGAAGGGAAAUUUUGUACCUCCUAGCGGCCAUGUAAUGUUCUAUUUAUUAUAUAAACACCAAUGAAAUACCAAACUAUUUCACUUCACUUUUUGCUGUGAAAGACGCGUUUUAUUAUGUGGCCAUACCAACGGUAACCUUUUCAUAAGUAAAAAACACACAUAUUAUUUUCGCCUAUGAAGAUAAUCAUGUUUUCGCGCGAAAGUUCACCAAGUAUUUCAUUAGUGCUUAUAUGUAAUGAUAUCAUUUUUAAAUAUUAGAGAAUGAGAUAACUUUGGGUUUAGAAUAAAAGGGGUGAGUUCUUCUUUACUUUUGUUCCUCAAGUUAACAAAAAUAUAUGAUCACAUUUUACAGGUUAUGGGAUGAUGGUGUUAUCGAUCCAGCGGACACUCGUACAGUCCUGGGUCUGAGUUUAAGCGCGGCACUCAAUGCUCCAAUAGAAGAUACCAAAUUUGGUGUGUUUAGAAUGUAA